Messenger RNA from Cryptomeria japonica (Japanese cedar), 1858 nucleotides. Its product is annotated as isoprenylcysteine alpha-carbonyl methylesterase ICME. The transcript has 11 exons. The record is from RefSeq and is a predicted model, not a curated record. NCBI's taxonomy places the organism in Eukaryota, Viridiplantae, Streptophyta, Pinopsida, Cupressales, Cupressaceae. Bases 22 to 1551 code for a protein of 509 amino acids.
GCUUCUCUCCACAAUUGAAGUAUGACAACUCUAUUGACGCGUACGAUUCAAUUACAAUUUGGAAGAAUAAACAUAAAAUCUGUUACUUGUGGAAGUCCAGCGGAGGAGAAGAAGGUAACCAAAUUUGGAAUGGGACCUUCUGCGCAAACAGUAGAAGGCUAUUCAUCAGCUAUACUCUCUCCUCCUCGAGCUGCAGAGGUCAUGAGAUCGAAGCACAUCAGCGCCACAAUUGGGGAAAUUUCCGUGCUGGCGGAACCAAUUUCAACUUCACAUCCGUUGCGGCUUUCAUCCUUUAGGGAAAAUGUGAAGAGCGAGGCGGGCCUUUCCCGUCAUCUGUCGAUAGAUGAAGAGGGGGUGCACGCACAAACACAGCCCCUCAUUAAUAACCAACGGAGGCGUAGGUGUGCGAGCGAGAGCAAUAUUUGUGAAAUGGGAGGGCUGCGACGAAGGCAGCAGUCCUUCAGGGAUGGCGUUGGACAUGCCGCAGCAGAAACAUAUCUGCUCACUAGAUUAAGCUUCAAAUUGCUCAGAUAUCUCGGUGUAGGUUAUAGGUGGAUUACAAAGUUCCUAGCACUUGGAUUUUAUGCAAUGUGCCUUCUACCUGGAUUUCUUCAAAUUGGAUAUUACUACUACUUCUCAAAAUGUGUCCAUCGAAGCAUAGUUUAUGGGGAAGAGCCCAGGAAUAGGUUGGAUUUGUAUAUACCAGAGAAUAAUCAUGAACCAAAACCGGUAGUAGCCUUUGUAACUGGUGGUGCCUGGAUUAUUGGGUAUAAAGCUUGGGGUUCUCUUCUUGGUCAAGAGUUGGUGGAAAGAGAUGUAAUUGUUGCAUGCAUUGAUUACAGAAAUUUUCCUCAAGGCACUAUUAGUGACAUGGUUAAAGAUGCAUCCCAGGGCAUUUCAUUUGUAUGCCAAAAUAUUGCUGAAUAUGGUGGUGAUCCAAGCAGGAUAUAUGUGGUGGGGCAGUCAGCGGGUGCACAUAUUUCUUCUUGUGUGUUGGUUCAUCAAGCAAUAGAAGAAGCUAAAAUAGGAAGAGAAAACCUUUCAUGGAGCACCUCUCAGAUUAAAGCGUACUUUGGUAUUUCUGGCGGAUACAAUCUACUUCAUCUAGUGGAUCAUUUUCAUAAACGAGGCCUAUAUCGUUCUAUUUUUCUGAGUGUAAUGGAAGGGGAAGACUCUUUGGCUCACUUUUCUCCAGAAAUAUUGGUACAAAAUCCAUCUUAUAGGGAUGCAGUUUCUCUUCUGCCCCCCUUUUAUCUAUUGCAUGGCACAGGAGAUUACUCUAUUCCAUCAGAGGCCAGCACAAAAUUUUCUGAUGUUCUUCAGUCGGUAGGAGCUCAAGCUGAGGUAAAACUAUACAAAGAUAAGACUCACACUGAUUUGUUUUUGCAGGACCCCAUGCGAGGUGGGAAGGAUGAACUUUUGGAGGAUAUUCUUUCUGUUAUUCAUGCAGGAGAUCCAGUGGCUCUUGCAAACGAUGCAAUUGCACCUCCAAGAAGACGCCUUGUACCAGAGAUCCUGUUGAAGCUAGCUCACAAAGUUAGUCCAUUCUGACCGUGUAGAAGAUAGGCUGACAGCAUAUACAAGAUGGCUCAGUAGAAAUCAUUCUAUUUUUUAAACUUGCUGGAGCAAGAUCAAUUUCUAAUUCUAAUUUGGGGUGUAAUUAUUCAUUUUCUAGCUUCAUGGCCAAAGAAAUCUUUUCAUUCUUUAAAUGUUAUCUUUGUUAUAUCUGGCACAUUAAGAGGACAUAGGAAACGUUUGAUAGUCAAUGUAUUUAAUUUGGUGCAUCUAUGAUUGCGCCAGUCCUUGAAAUGUGCAAAAAAAUGUUUCUUUAUGCCAUUCUAGAGGUGUGCAUACUUGA